Prunus armeniaca (apricot) is the source of this 486-nucleotide messenger RNA. Lineage: Eukaryota; Viridiplantae; Streptophyta; Magnoliopsida; Rosales; Rosaceae. The record is from the annotation of a GenBank genome assembly.
AUGGAUAACGGCAGGCAGUUUGAUUCGAAAGUCUUCAGGGAAUUCGGCAUUCACCUCAAGAUCAACCUGUUCUUUGCUUCGCCAGCUCACCCCCAAUUGAACGGCCAGGUCGAAGCAAUGAAUAAAAUUGUCAAGAAGCUAUUGAAACGACAGCUUAACAAAGACAAAGGAGCCUGGCCGGAGAAGCUUCCAGAGGCGUUAUGGGCCAUCCAGACAUCCUACCGAACGGCAACCGGGGAAACACCGUUCUCCAUGGCUUUUGGCUCGAAAGCGGUAGUCCCAGUGGAAAUCGGAGAGCCUUCCUACCGAACGGAAGCUUUCAGACCAAAGGCGAAUGAGGAGGCGCUCGCCUUAAGCCUCGACCUGCUCAAAGAACGCCGAGCACAAGCCAACCUUCGGGACGAAGCUUACAAGCAGCGCGUCUCUCGAUACUAUGACUCCAGGGUCAGACCCUGCUCUUUCCGAAUUGGAGACUGGGUCAUGUGA